Diaporthe citri is the source of this 510-nucleotide messenger RNA. RefSeq lists its product as uncharacterized. Lineage: Eukaryota; Fungi; Ascomycota; Sordariomycetes; Diaporthales; Diaporthaceae. The record is from RefSeq and is a predicted model, not a curated record. Bases 1 to 510 code for a protein of 169 amino acids. Gene Ontology annotation, biological process: response to oxidative stress. Gene Ontology annotation, molecular function: glutathione peroxidase activity. The transcript is spliced from 2 exons.
AUGGCAUCAGCAACGAGCUUCUACGACUUCAAGCCUGUCGACAAGCGCGGCGAGCCCAAGCCCCUUGAAGAGUACAAGGGCAAGGUCGUUCUGGUCGUCAACACUGCCUCCAAGUGCGGCUUCACCCCCCAGUUCGAGGGCCUCGAGAAGCUUUACAAGGGCCUCAAGGAGAAGCACCCUGACGACUUCGUCAUUCUUGGCUUCCCCUGCAACCAGUUUGGUGGCCAGGACCCCGGCUCCAACGAGGAGAUCCAGAGCUUCUGCCAGGUCAACUACGGCGUGAGCUUCCCGGUCCUUGGCAAGAUCGACGUCAACGGUGACAAGGCCGACCCUCUCUACGAGUGGCUCAAGAACGAGCAGCCCGGCCUCAUGGGCCUCAAGAGGAUCAAGUGGAACUUUGAGAAGUUCCUCAUCGGCCGCGACGGCAAGGUCAAGGGCCGCUGGGCCAGCACGACCAAGCCCGAGAGUCUCGAGAAGCCCAUCCUCGAGCAGCUCAACAACAAGGAGUAA